Messenger RNA from Atta colombica, 1072 nucleotides. Its product is annotated as synaptogenesis protein syg-2-like. Lineage: Eukaryota; Metazoa; Arthropoda; Insecta; Hymenoptera; Formicidae. The annotation marks the transcript as partial. The transcript is spliced from 8 exons. The record is from RefSeq and is a predicted model, not a curated record.
AUGCUGCGGAUAUUGAUAGUGGUGACGUGCAUCGAGAUAUCGACGCUCGCCAAUGCACAGUCGAAAGGAACUACUUCUUUCGAUAACGAUGCGAACAGCGAUGAACCUGAGCAUCCGAUACCCGUGGAGUCGAUACAGGGGGUGGCGGGUCAGAGGACAAUCCUGCCGUGUAAUAUACAGCCCCGCGAGUCGAAUGACGCCGUCUCCAUGGUACUCUGGUUCAAAGAGGACAGCGGCGAACCUCUGUACAGUUACGAUGCGAGAAGUCGACAGUUCGGAAAGGCGAAAUUGUGGAGCGCUGCGCAUUUUUGGGGCCAUCGAGCGUCUUUUCGUGCGAGUCCACCGGCGCAGCUGACACUUCAGGAUCUUCAACAAAGCGAUGAGGGUGUCUACAGGUGCAGGGUCGAUUUCCGAAACUCGCCAACGAGAAACUUGAAAGUUAAUCUCACCGUUAUCGUGCCACCGACGAAGCCGAUAAUCUAUGAUGCGAAGAAGCGAGACAUGAGUAAACUCCUCGAGGCUUACCCGGAGGGAGCUGACCUGUUCCUGGUCUGCGAGGUGCAUGGAGGUAAACCUAGACCACAAGUCUCGUGGUAUUUGGAAUCUCAAAUCAUCCAUGCAUCUACCGAGGUUCGAGAAACGCAAGGGCCAGGCGGCGAGACCAACGUCGUAACCAUCAGCAACGUGACUGUGAAAGCUCUCACGAGGAGGCAUCAUCACGCCAAGCUGUCCUGCCGAGCGAAUAACACUCAAUUAGCGUCGCCACCCACCACCACCGUUGUCAUAGAGCUUAACAUGAAACCGCUCAAGGUGGAAAUAUUGGGGAAGGAGGUGAUCCUAUCGGCAGGAAAGACAUAUGACAUGAAAUGUCAGAGCACCGGUUCGAGGCCGCCGGCGGUCCUGACCUGGUGGAAAUCCUCGAAGCAGCUGAAGGGACAGAAGAAAAAUGACGGCGUGAGUCUGCAAUUUACGCCGACGGUGGAGGACGAGGGAAAGUUUCUAGUGUGUCGUGCCGAGAAUCCGAAACUGCCGGAUGCCAGUAUCGAGGACCGAUGGAAGCUGAAAGUGCACU